AUGUACCGAAAGAAAAGGAGCAUUCCAGGCCUUCGCAAUGUCUCCCGGCGUCGGGAGACCAUUUUCAGAAAGUGCAGCGAGCUCAGUCAAUUUGGCGUUGAUGUGUGGAUAGUAAUCUGCGCUGGAGCUCGGAGCUCCGUUUUCCGAUCUUCAGAAUCCGAAUUAUUCGGCUCUUUAGACCGCCAAAUAAUGCGUGCAUCUCAUCGCCCGACCUGGAAAGGACUCCGUGAUUAUGAUAGGAGACUACGCGAACGCCGUCCCUUAAGGUUGAUUGACCGGCUCGAAGUGGACGUUCCUGCUAUUGCUGGUGACCAGAAAUAG
Molecule: messenger RNA, 321 nt
Organism: Aspergillus pseudonomiae
Lineage: Eukaryota; Fungi; Ascomycota; Eurotiomycetes; Eurotiales; Aspergillaceae
Exons: 2
Coding region: 1-321 (106 amino acids)
Source: RefSeq, a predicted model, not a curated record